UUUUUUGGCGAAUGGAAGAGUGGACAGAAAACUUUCGGCCCUCUUCGAUACGCAGCGUGUCCAUAGUUAUUCCAAAAGGUCGGGCCCCUCGCGACGAUCUCGCCGACUUUCAGUUUUCUACGAAAAGUCUUGUUGAUUGUAGCAGAGACUUCAUAGUCCAAGGUGAGCUGCUGACUUACUAUCUUAUCAUCGAAUUUAAGAAGCUGAAGAAGUUCAUUCAAACCGAAUGCGUACAGACCAAAGAUUUGCGUGCUAGCAUUUUGCCCAUUCUCGAAAACAUCCGUUUUUCCCCGAAGUUCGUUGAGCGCAAGGAAGGCCAGCGCGACAAGGAGUUGGUCUAUCAUGGGGAUCGAAGCUUUUGCGUGGUGAUGCACCUCAGCGAAGUCUUCGCCAAUUCUACAACCGAUGAGCCCACGGAGAGCGACUCAGGCGCCGUAGAUGCUCGGCCCGUAGAGGAGUCGCCUGCACCUGCGGACCCGUACAAUGCAAUGAAAACGGACGAAUUUUACAUUUCGUCUGAGGGUCAGUUUUUGUACCGUUUCCAGACCAUCGUCAACCUUCCAGACGAGGCAGUUAAUUCUGCUGUUACGUUAGAGGUGGAAAUCAUGUUCCAACCGAUGGACCGUUCUUCGUCGCUGCUCGGCAGCAUUUUCGAGCAGAGAGAUUGUUACGUGACAACGACGUCGACUCAGGCCAGGCUCGUAGAUCCCCUCAAGGCGAAGACGGUGUGCGAUGCCCAAAAUGUUGUCCAGUAUUGCAGCGUGUUUUUGGAGAACACGUUUGUAGAGCCCAUUGAGAUUAGCAGUCUUGACUUCAAUCUUUCCGGCGCUCGACAUAGCAGAGAACCGGACGCUGACUUGGAAAAGUUGUUUCAGAUAGAAUUCGUGAGCCGAGACGCGUCGCCGAUUCUGCUGCACCCGAGAGAGGUGUAUUGCGUGGUGAUUAGGAUGGCCUCGUCGCUAUCGGCGAGGCAGAGGGAGGUGAUGGAGGCGGGCAAACAGAACGCCUUUCCGCUGUUGUUUGUCACUUGGAGAAUGCCAGCGGUGUCUACUUACUUGUGCUCGAGGCUGCAGGUCCUGUUUUUCAGGUCGACGGUGGAGCAGAUGUUCGUUGCGCUUCAAGUGUCGCGGUUGCCGGUGACGGUGAACACGUUGUUUAGCAUUUACGUGAGGGUGUCCAAUUUGGCGAAUUACGCAAGGUCGAUUGCGGUGGAGUUGUGCUUAGAGGAGGCGAGCACGGAGUUCGCGUCGUCGGGGAGACUGGCGCAGAAGGGAACGGAGGAGAGUUGCAAGGCGUUGGAGUUGUACCAGCGGGGGUCGAGCAAGUCGUUAGGGAUUGUGUGUUCGGAGAAGGUGAUGUACUUGGGCAGAGCGGCGGCGAACACGGAGUUGAGGGGGGAGUUUCGGUGCAUAGCGACGAGCGUUGGGCAUUUCAGGGUGGAGGAGAUUUACGUGAUAGACAAUGAGUCCAGGAACAGGGUGAGGGUGAAUUUGGAGGUGUUGGUGGUGCCUUGAUGUGUGUGUGUGUGUAUAUAUGUGUGUACAUGAGGAAAAAAUAAUUGUUCAGCCGGUGUUGGGCGGUAUUUUGAUUUUGCUGGGUGGACUUGCGAGGUGACACAAAGAUGAUGAAUUUGCGGAUGUUGGCGGAGAGUCGGGUGAGGUUGGGGUUGGAGCCCGGGGUGGAGGUGGUCCGGUUUUGCGUGGUGCCUAGGUUGGAGUGGGUGUAUGUGGUGACGAGUGAC
Schistocerca gregaria is the source of this 1741-nucleotide messenger RNA. RefSeq lists its product as uncharacterized. The transcript is spliced from 4 exons. Bases 12 to 1514 code for a protein of 500 amino acids. The record is from RefSeq and is a predicted model, not a curated record. Lineage: Eukaryota; Metazoa; Arthropoda; Insecta; Orthoptera; Acrididae.